Molecule: messenger RNA, 1149 nt
Organism: Nerophis lumbriciformis (worm pipefish)
Lineage: Eukaryota; Metazoa; Chordata; Actinopteri; Syngnathiformes; Syngnathidae
Source: RefSeq, a predicted model, not a curated record
AUGGCCUUCCAUAGCUUCCUGCUGGAACCAAUUAGCUGCCAUGCCUGGAACAAGGAUGGAACCCAGGUAGCUAUCUGCCCCAACAAUCACGAGGUCCACAUUUACAAGAAGGACGGGACCAAAUGGACCAGGAUCCACGAGCUCAAGGAGCACAAUGGCCAGGUGACAGGUGUGGACUGGGCGCCUGACAGCAACCGCAUCGUGACAUGCGGCGCUGACCGCAACGCGUAUGUGUGGACCCUGAAGGAGGGCUCCUGGAAACCCACUCUGGUCAUCUUGCGCAUCAACAGGGCGGCGCGCUGCGUCAAGUGGUCCCCUCAGGAGAACAAAUUUGCUGUGGGAAGCGGCUCACGACUCAUCUCCAUUUGCUACUUUGAGCAGGAGAAUGACUGGUGGGUGUGUAAGCACAUCAAGAAACCCAUCCGCUCCACCAUCCUCAGUCUGGACUGGCACCCCAACAAUGUGCUGCUGGCCGCAGGGUCCUGCGACUUCAAAUGCAGGGUAUUUUCGGCUUACAUUAAAGAAGUGGAGGAGAAGCCGAGCCCCACACCCUGGGGUAGCAAGAUGCCCUUCGGUGAGAUGCUGUUCGAGUCUGGGGGGUCGGCAGCCGAGGGUCUGAGUGCAGCGCCGGGCGGCGGUGGUGGAUGGGUGCACAGCGUGUGUUUCUCCAAUUCCGGAAACCGCCUAGCGUGGACUUCGCACGACUCUACUUUGUCGGUCGCAGAGGGUGGCAAGACCAGCACCGUGAGUAGUCUGCGGUCCGACACGCUUCCUUUGCUGUGCGUGACCUUCAUCACUGAGAGCAGCUUAGUUGCCGCUGGCCACGACUGUUGCCCAAUGCUCUUCGUGCUGGACGCAGCCAAAGCAGGUCUGGUGUUAGGUGGCAAACUGGACGUCCCCAAGCAGGCGGCCCAGAAGGGGAUCAGUGCUAGGGAGCGCUUCCAGAACCUGGACCGACGUGCCUCGGAGACCCAGUGCAACGACAAGGACCUCAGCACGCUGCACAAGAACAGCAUCAGUCAUAUCUCAGUGUUGCAAGGAGGACGCAACCAGUGCACCAAAUUCUGCACCACUGGCAUGGAUGGAGGCAUGUGCAUCUGGGAUGUUAAGACUCUGGAGUCCUCUAUGAAGAACCUAAAGAUCGUAUGA